UCGUCUUCACAAGGAAAUCGCAGAGAAAAAAAAAAAAAAACAACUAACAAAAAAAAUCCCCAAAUUGUGUUACCGGAAAUUAGGGUUUUCACGAUGUCGUCCGGGAAGCCGAAGCAAGGCGACACACGAUUGGUGGUUGCUGCUACGACGGCGUCGGCAUUGAUGGAAGCGAAGAAAGCUGAUCACGGAGGAUCUACAUCUAUCGUUGAGUAUAAACCGCCGGUGAUGCUUGAAGAUGAAGAAGAUCUAGAAGUAAAGCUCAGACGAAUCCUUGAGAAUGUUCCUGUUCGUGUUAGCAAUACUUCUGGGAGUUCCGCUGGUUCUGGCUCCGGCGAUUUUCACCAGUACCGACAAAUGAGACGAAGAGAACAAGAUCGACUCACAAGGAUGGAUAUUGACUAUAACAAGCGGUUAAAAAUGGCCGAGUUUACUAUAAGAAGGGAAGAGAAACUGAAAGCCGCAGAGGAAAAAACGUCAAAGAAGCGUUUGAAACGCCAAAAGAAGAAGCAGAAGAAGCAAGAGAAGAAGAUAAAACCAAACACUACUACUACUGAGGAACAAGAAAAACAACCUCGAGCAGAUGAAGAAGAAGAAAAAUCAUCUGACGACGGUGGCGACGAAGAAGAAGAAGAGUCUUUGGUCGAACCUUUGCGUCCGAUGUUUAAUAUCAAGUUUCAAGAGAACAGUUCAUAGAUUUAUAUUGUGUAACAUGAAUCCAAAACUAUCUCUUUGCAAGAUGAGUUUCUCUAUUUGCGUUUGUUUUUAACAGUGUAUGGUUAAAAAGAAAUGGAGCAGGUUUAAAUCACGAUUGAAAAGAAA
Molecule: messenger RNA, 819 nt
Organism: Capsella rubella
Lineage: Eukaryota; Viridiplantae; Streptophyta; Magnoliopsida; Brassicales; Brassicaceae
Product: PRKR-interacting protein 1
Exons: 2
Coding region: 94-693 (199 amino acids)
Biological process (GO): negative regulation of protein kinase activity
Cellular component (GO): nucleolus
Molecular function (GO): protein kinase binding; double-stranded RNA binding; protein kinase inhibitor activity
Source: RefSeq, a predicted model, not a curated record